UUGUUUGCGUUGCGUCCAAUGGUUGCGUCUGCCUGUCUACCUGCCAUUUGCCAACCUAACGCCAAGUUCUUUGUCGUGGUCACGUGGUAAUUUUCCUUGUGGCUUGUGGAUAUUUCUAUAAUAAUAUUUGCCAGUUUUAGUGUUUAAAAUGAAUAUUUUUUGUGUCUUCAUAAAUUUUUUUAAUGCUAUGUCUUCUCCCCUAUGUUUAAUAUCCAGUGAAUCCCAAAGAGUGUCUUGAGUAAUACUUAGUCUCAGCAAUUUGUUAAUAGCAUUAGUUAAAUUUUGUAUAUAUAUUUAAUUUCCAAUGUCGAAGCACAAUACCUUCUGAGGCAAUCUUAUCUUUCUGCUCAAGAUAAUACUAUUCAGUAGUUCAGCCAACGUCACCCGUCUCAUACAUAAAUUGGUUUACUCUGCAUUUGGGAAUAUUUGGAUAUUUUAUCAAUAUGGCUUCUGACCCAGAAAUCAAAGGAGGAAUAUCGCUCCCAGUUUGGAUGAAAUCGAGGCCCACAAAGGAGUUCGAGCCAUUUGCGGCUUCCCCACCCGACGAUAUAUUCUACAUUCGUUAUCCGAAGACCGACAUUCUCUUCGGGAAGCCCAAACUCGACCAGGACUUUGCCAAAUCUCUGUCUGCGGAGACUAAGGAAGUGGGAGCUGCGCCGUCGUACAGCACCGUGAAGGAUAGGGACUGGUCGAAGCACACGAAGCCCUGCCAGGACGUCUUGCAUGGCAUCACGCCAAUCAACACAGCUGUGAAUUCCAUUACCAAGCCGAAACCAGCGGGAGUGGAUGAUGGGUUCAAAGGCGAGGGCGCGGCUUGUGGCACUUCUGUUGUCAAGGUCGCUCAUCAGAUGAUAACCAAGGGUGCUUCGCCCCGGGGGUUUACAGUCGCGUCGCCCGAAGAGGACGACACGUUGCCUGCAGCGCCGCCGACCGCCGAGAGUCGUUAUAUGUUAUCAGCGCGCCGCGGCAGUAAAAGUCUGCCCACCACUCCUGCACAUUCGCCCAACUCCAGCCCCACAAGCCGUCGCAAGAUGAUUGGCAAUCGAUACUUCACAUCCCCGUUCGAGCCGACAGCCGACGGCUCCAACCGGUCAUGGCUGACCAUGGCUCUGCUUGGCUUCAAGAAAGAUCUGAACGCUUCUACGUCCACCUUGGCCGAGGAAGACGCGGGGGAGCUCCGAUUGAAAGGUACUCUCGCAGAAUCCGUCGAGAGCUUAGGCCCAGCGCCGAGAGACGCCCAACCGAAGUUGGUACCCAACGAGCCCUCCACACAACAACCCAAACUCGUGAAACCUUCGCACACCUUACGCCCCAAGCCUAACGAACUCAGGGAGAUGAACUUCUGGUCUCCCACGUCCAUGUGAAUGAACAUACACGCUUCCUUACUGCGUGUUGAUAUCGAAUCUUGUUGACUGACGAAGUGUACGGAGUUGGUCCUUCUUAAGCCCUUUAUAAGGCAUGUGUAAAAAUAUAUUUUAUUCUCUCUUCAAUUGAAUGUACGUUGUAGCGACAUAUCGGUGUAUUGGUAUUGAAUCUUGUUUAUUAACGAAGUAUGUUUUAAUCCUUCCACUUCUUUAAGUGUGUUUCAAUCUCUUAAUUUAAUGUGCGGUAAGCGACACUUCGAUGUAUUGGUAUCGAAUCUUGGUAUCUGACGAAAAAAGGCAUGUAUUAAAAGUUAAUUUAGUGUAUGUAUAUCAUAAGCGACACUUCUGUGUAUAAGUAUCGAAAACACAUAAUAGCCAAACCACAACACACAACACACAACAAACAUGACUACAAAGAAGCUAAACCAGAAAAAAGUAAAGAUAAAAGAAGAAAAAUAUAAGCCCAGUCCAGAGUAGACUUGUCGUGAAGCCCUUUUCCAGGCAUGUGUAAAAAUAUUUGUAUUCUCUCUUUAAUUAACUGGUAAGCGAUUAGAACAACAAUAAAAUUAUAAGUUACCAUAAGCAUAUUAUAGUUAAUGUAUUGUGUUUUUAUUAGCUUGCCCUAAUUAAGAGAUUCCAUUUUAUAGAUAUGAGAUUAAAGUUCACGAAUAAAAGCCGCACUGAUCUGAAGGAGAACUUUCGGUCCUACAAUGUUCAUUUUGAUAUUAUCCAACAGAGUAGAGAUGAGUAAGGGACGGGAGACAAGAUAUUUUUGAUAAGCGAUACAAGUUGAUUUAUUAUGUUUAAUUUCAUUUUGAGUAUGGGAUUGUUUGAAACUGCAUUUUUACAUUUAUUUUGAAUACUACUUAAUAGGCGUAAGGCCAUUUUUUACAUCGUCGUGUAUAUAAGAGAUAAGUUAAAUAGAUGCAGUUUUAAAGAUAUUUGUCUGUAUUUAAAUGAAAAGGUAUAUAAUAGAUUUUUGUGUCGAUUAAACUAUAGUACAAUCGGUUGAAUGUUUAUUCCAUUAAUUGUAGGAGAUUAUUGAUUUAUAAAAGUGUAAUUCUAUCAUCUUUAUUCACUUAAGUACAAAUUGCAUGAUACCAAACAUUUGCAUGGUAGUAACAUUAUUAUAUAUUUCAUUAUAUUAUUAAGUAGGCAUUGAUCAUAUUUGUAGUUUUAUGUUAAAAAUUACAAGUGUAACCUAAUGGCCUAGUAUAAUGUGGAUUAUAAUGAUAGUUUAGCUACGUGAGAAUGCAUGUUUGCUGAAGAAAACUGUGUGAUAAUUGAAAAAGUUACAUUAAGUCUCUUUAAUUAAAGUAUUAUCUAUUUUCUGAAAUUAUUGAUAUUAUAAAUCUAUUUUUACUUUGAUUUUAUUCUGAGCAGAAAUCAUAAAAUUGUAUGAACUCGGUUUACUAACCUAAAAUAUUUUUUAAGUCUUACAACAUAUUUUAUGAAUUAAUAAAUAUUGUUGUAUUAUA
Amyelois transitella is the source of this 2842-nucleotide messenger RNA. RefSeq lists its product as uncharacterized. The transcript has 7 exons. The record is from RefSeq and is a predicted model, not a curated record. The coding region runs from base 444 to 1364 and encodes 306 amino acids. NCBI's taxonomy places the organism in Eukaryota, Metazoa, Arthropoda, Insecta, Lepidoptera, Pyralidae.